ACACUGGCGAAAUAUAAGUUUGGCUGAUAGAACGAUUUGGACUCGUCGAGAGUGUUUAGUUAAUGAAGAGGCGUGGUUGAAAAGUGGUUGCGCCUAAAGUCGACGGUAGAACGUAAGCCGUUCAGUUUCCUAGAUAAACUAAGCAGUUUAAUGUUUAAUGUUCCUAGAUAAACUAAGCUUCCCGAUUCGGUUAGUGUUCUGAAGCUCUUUGUUUAGAGUGGUUUCAUAAGUACAGUAGACUUGUAGACUAACCACGAUGGCUGAACAUCACUUGAACAAUGAAAAACCAAUAUUUGACAAACCGAAGCUCCAGUUCUAUUUAUGAGGCUCUUCCUCUUUUACAUGAGAGGACACCAAAGAAGAAAAAGGAUCAUUUUCACAUUUGUUGUGUGGAGCUACAUGUGCAUCUUGAUGGUGCAGUUCGAAUAGAGACCAUCAUAGAUGUGGCCAAGAGACGGGGUAUUAAACUUCCUGCAGCCACAGUGGUCGAGAUGACCCACCUGUGCACACUGCGUGAACCGGCAACCCUCACGCAGUUCCUGGAUAAGUUUAAACAAUACAUGCAUGUCAUUGCAGGUGACAGAAAGGCCAUUAAGAGAAUAGCCUAUGAGUUUGUGGAGACCAAAGCCAAAGAAGGAGUAAUCUAUGUGGAGGUGAGGUACAGCCCCCACUUAUUAGCCAACAGAAAUGUGGACCCGAUACCAUGGAACCAGAAAGAAGGCGAUGUGACACCAGAUGAAGUUGUGAAGCUCGUGAACCAGGGUUUGAAGGAGGGUGAGAAGGCAUUCAAGACCAAAGCCAGGUCCAUUCUGUGCUGCAUGAGGCACAUGCCAAACUGGUCUAUGGAUGUGGUGGAACUGUGUAAGAAGUAUCGGAAUGAAGGUGUUGUGGCCAUCGAUUUAGCAGGAGAUGAGUCUCUGAACUGUGAAAAUUAUCCAGGGCACGUAAAAGCAUAUGAGGAAGCAAUUCGAAGUGGCAUCCACAGAACAGUACAUGCAGGAGAGGUGGGCUUACCAUCUGUGGUGAGAGAGGCUGUGGAGGUUCUUAAAGCUGAGCGCAUCGGACAUGGAUAUCACACAGUUAAGGACCAAGCUCUGUACAGUGAGCUCCUGAAAAAGAAUAUGCAUUUUGAGACAUGUCCAAUCUCCAGUAAACUGACAGGAGCCUGUGAUCCUGACUUCUGUAAGCACCCAGUCAUCAGGUUCAAGGAAGACAAGGCUAACUACUCCCUGAACACAGAUGAUCCAUUGAUCUUCAACUCCACUUUAGAAACAGAUUACCAGACUGUGAAGAUGUACAUGGGCUUCACUGAGGCUGAGUUUAUUAGGGUGAACAUAAAUGCAGCCACGUCCUGCUUCCUGCCUGAGAAGGAGAAGAAGGACCUUCUGAAUGAGCUGUACGGGGCGUAUGGCAUGGUGCAGAACACCAGCUUCUAGAAACAGUCAAGACAACCUCUUUCAAACAACUAUGGGAAAGCGAAUCUUACAGCAUACCUCAACUAAAAGAACACCUCUCAACUGAGCCCACACUCAGAAUGAAUAAGGCUCCUUCUUUCAAAGUUUACCAUACAAUACUUGAGUACAGUUUUUAUUUUCUUAGCAAAGCAGCAUUUGUAAAUCAUAUAGCGAAAUUUGUGCCUGAAUAAAUUGCUGAAUAAUGGAUCACUGCUUAUGUAUGAAAGGGACCCAGCAAGUAAUCAAUUUGAUGUGGGCA
Molecule: messenger RNA, 1713 nt
Organism: Electrophorus electricus (electric eel)
Lineage: Eukaryota; Metazoa; Chordata; Actinopteri; Gymnotiformes; Gymnotidae
Gene: ada
Product: adenosine deaminase
Biological process (GO): hypoxanthine salvage; purine ribonucleoside monophosphate biosynthetic process; T cell activation
Cellular component (GO): external side of plasma membrane; cytosol
Molecular function (GO): adenosine deaminase activity
Source: RefSeq, a predicted model, not a curated record